AUGAACCGCAUUAGCGCAUACGUCGGCAGCGGUUCUGGUGAUUUUGGUGGUGCGUACUUCCCGAAUACCUCCCACGAUGUCUCUAUUCAAUCGCGGGACCGCUCAGAGGUAUCGACGCAGCGUCCCUUGCCCCCCGUCAUGCGCGUUCAGCCACUGCACUCACCGUGGCCGCCCAAUGGCACUGUGCUAUUUGCACCACAACAGCCUCGGCUGGAGCAACAGGAACAACGACCCAUUCCACGCCCCGUGCCCCACACGAAUGCGGGGGUGCAGACAGACCCCACUACGGAGGACGCUAUAGCCGUCAAGCCCCUCACUAUUGAACGCGAUGAAACAUUGACAAAGCGUGUACAUUCGCCAGAGCAGACUGAGCCAUCUGUUUCAAGUUUGUGUCCCCCGCGUCCGAAUGGGCCUGCUUCUGGUGAGGCGACACUCUCUGGAAGCGUGCGCAGUGACUCGAAACCGUCCCCUCUGGCUGAGACACGCACAGAUGAAGAAAGGGGUGCUAAACCAUUGGAGAAGACAGGGGCGAGCACCCCGUCAAACGAGACGAGAAACACCCAGCAGACGGUGAUUGCGGCUGAAAACGCAAGGACACCCAAACAACAGGUGUAUAUUUCACCACAGCCGCAGCUUACCAGCGACGCGAAGGGCGUCAUAAUCAGCUCACCUGUUCCCAUACGCGUGCACCUGAUGCCUCUGUCACCACCGCCUGAAAGCAGCGCGGCGUCAGCAACAGCAGCAGCAGCAGGAAGGGGACUAGUGGGUGGGGCGGGUGCUACUUGGGAAAGCGGGUAUGACGACGCCUUGCGGCAGGGUGCUGUUGAUCACAUGCUGCAGUUUCCCCCUCUCACCACCCCCCGCACGGCUGCGUGGUAUUUGCCCACCUCGCGCGUGCUUGAGCCUGCGGAGUUCCGCAACCUCCUGCGCGGCGAUUGGAUGCCGCCGCCGAGGUCCGUGCAGGUGGCAGAGGCGACGGUGGAUUGGUCGCCGCCCGUCACCAGCAGAGGCAUAUCAGUCUCGCCUACUCCCAUCCCCACUCAGGAGGUCGAGCCCACUUCCCCACCUCCACCCGUCGCGCCUCUGGCAGCAGCAGAAACGGCAGCAAUGCCAAGCCUACAUGCCGAGUUGCGCGACCCUGCACCACGUGUGGAGGACUACAUUGUCGAGUUCCCACCUGGACCGGACCUUCCGGUGCCCGACAUGCCGCCGCCCGGGACCCACCGCAAGUCCAAGUGCAGCUGCACGUGCAGUCGGCCGUGCGCGCCGCGGUGUCACUUCUCCCGCCACUUCCCCUUCAUAAAGCGGGGGCGGAAGAAUAAGGGAGGGAACACGAGCGGCUUGUAA
Molecule: messenger RNA, 1347 nt
Organism: Trypanosoma grayi
Lineage: Eukaryota; Euglenozoa; Kinetoplastea; Trypanosomatida; Trypanosomatidae
Exons: 1
Coding region: 1-1347 (448 amino acids)
Source: RefSeq, a predicted model, not a curated record